Humulus lupulus (European hop) is the source of this 1209-nucleotide messenger RNA. RefSeq lists its product as uncharacterized. The record is from RefSeq and is a predicted model, not a curated record. The coding region runs from base 1 to 1209 and encodes 402 amino acids. Lineage: Eukaryota; Viridiplantae; Streptophyta; Magnoliopsida; Rosales; Cannabaceae. The transcript has 3 exons.
AUGGAUAGUCAGUUUCCGCACUGGGAUUUUCACACCAGUUCCAUCAUCGAAGGUCGUCUAUUAAUCAUUUGGAGAAGGUUAAAUGUUAAAAUCACCAUCUUAGAGGAGUCCACUCAAGCUGUUCACUGUUUGGUGAGGGUGAUGGGAGUGCAGCAGGAUUUUGGGGUCACCUUUGUUUAUGGUUUUAAUUCGAUUGAGGGUAGGCGAAGUCUUUGGGAUGGGCUACAACGGCCUAGUCAUUUGGUUAAAUCUUGGUUAUAUUUAGGGGACUUUAAUUCCCCUUUUUCGGGCAAGGACAGAAUAGGAGGCAAGCCAAUUUCUAACACAGAACUAGCUGAUUCUAUUAAAUGGCUGGCAGGUGCACAUGUUGAGCAAUUACAUAAUAUUGGUUCAUAUUUUACUUGGACCAACAACCAAGAUGGUGCAGCUAGGAUCUACUCAAAAAUAGACCAUGCUCUGAGUAAUGAGAAAUGGUUUGAUUUAUUUUCUCAGUCUACAGCUAUAUUUAGGUGGGAAGGCAUCUCAGAUCACUGCUCUUGUCUAGUUAGAGUUCAGAACUCAAAGAAGUUGGGAUCCAAGAUUUUUAGAUUUUACAAUUAUUGGGCAGAACACCAUGAUUUUUCUGAACCCCGAUUAAAGCUUCUGGCUCAUUAUAAUAAGGCUAAAGACUCCUAUCAAGAUGCUCAGCUGCAAGCCCAAGCUCAUCCCCACGAUUUAUGUUAUCAAGAGGUUGAGAGAAUUGCAGCAGGUAACUUUUCAGCUCAGCAAAGAUUAGCUUGUUUAGGCAGUCCUAGCUUGGCUACAGGCAGGGUUAACAUUCAGCAUAUAGAAAUGGGGUUGAAACUUUCAGUUGAGCAGCAAGUGAUGCUUUUGAGACCUUUCUCUAAAAAGGAAAUUCGGGAGGCCUUAUUCAGUAUUCUAGUUACCAAAUCCCCAGGUCCUGAUGGGUAUGGCUCAGGAUUCUUCAAAGCUGUCUGGAGUGAUAUAGGUGAUGAGGUUUGUGUUGCUAUUUCUCACUGUUUUGAAUCUGGUAGGUUCCCCUCAAAACUUCAUGACACUACCUUAUCGUUGAUUCCUAAGGUUGCUAAUCCCUCUCGAGCUGUAGACUAUAGGCCUAUAGCCUGCUGCUCCACGUUGUACAAGUGCAUGGCUAAGUUGAUAUGUAAAAGACUGGCUGCUGUUCUUCCUGAUAUUGUUCAGACCAAUUAG